UGUGCAUGCAUGCAUGAGCGAGGUCUUAAAGCCUGAUUUAGAUGUUACCGAUUUAGAUUAGAAACAAGGCAGAGUCAUUGUCAUGGAGGAAGUCAACUGGGAGAACAUCUAAAUAAGGAUCUACAGACUACAGUCACAAGCUUUUGUUGUGAAUUGAAUUAGCGCCACAAACGACCUUCCUAUUGUUUCUGUGGAAGAGACAUGCGAAGCCACUUUCCAGGCCGAGGCUUCUAGAUAAUAGGAAAAGAAAAUGGAUGAGCUGUUGGACAUGCAGGAGAAGCGUGCAUUCUGUGAUUACGAGGACUGCAUUUGGGUGGAGAACCUCGGAGUGUCCUUUCAAGCCAUGCGAGGUGCCUUGGAACUGACCGAUAUGAAACUCUGUGCAGGAGACACCGAGUUCCCCUGCCAUCGGAUCUUGCUCGCUGCAAGCAGUCCUUUUUUCCGAGCCCUACUGACUGGACCAAUGAGAGAAGAAUCCCGGACCACCUUUGACAUGAAAGAUACCUGUUCUUCUACACUGAAUCUUCUUCUGGAUUUCAUGUACACUGGUAAGUUACGGAUCACGGAAGAGAAUGUCCAGGAUGUACUUGUUUCCGCAAAUUAUCUAUUAUUAGGACGUCUGGUGGACGCAUGCUCUGACUUCCUACGAAGGCAGUUGGAUUUUCAAAACUGUUUUGAGAUGUACUCCUUUGCGGAUGCCCACGGGUGUGGAGAGCUUCUCCGAGCCACCCAGAGGUACAUUCUUAAGAAUUUUCCAGAAGCCUCGUCCUCGACGUCCUUUCUUGAGGCCGGCUUUGAGCAAUUGCGUUCACUGCUGGGUCAAGAUAACCUGAACAUUUCAAGCGAGAUGGAUCUCUUUAGGAGUAUCAGGGACUGGGUGUCGCAUGAUGUGAAAUCUAGAAGAUGCCAUCUUGUGGAAUUGUUAAGGCUCGUUAGGCUUCUGUACCUACCAACGGACAACCUUGAUUUGAUAUUGAGUGAUGAACUUAUUGUAGAUAGUUCGGGCUGCAAGACUAUAUUACAGAAUGCAUUUCUAUGUAAGGAAGAUUGUAUCCCCUAUCCUGCUGAAUGGAGAAGUCCAAGGAGCUCAACCAAUCAGACGGAAGCUUUGGUCAUUCUAGGGGGAGUACAUUCUAGUCAGCUUGGUAACAGUAGUAGUAGUCUUCAACAUUACUGGUGUGACCCCGGGACGCUGCCUCUGUCAUGGGGGAAGCAGUCCAUAAUGCCAUACCUGCUGAGGAACACGGUCAUGUACGACGUGGCAAAGUUCAGGAAUUCUAUCUACGUGACUGGAGGAUUCGAUGGGGAGCAGGGAUGUCUCGGCCACGUCUGGCGCUACCAGAUCGAUGACGAUCAGUCGGAAACGUGGAUUAGGGUGCCAUCACUUGUCACAGCCAGGUAUCAGCAUGGUUCCGGCGUAGUCGGUGGCCAUCUCUUUGUCGCCGGGGGUUACAACGGUCGGGAGAACCUGAACAGCGUGGAAUGUUUCAGUCCGGACAAGGAGCGAUGGCAGACUUGUCCACCAAUGCCGGAGGCUGUCACAUUUCCGGCUGUCGUCGGCUAUCAUAAAAGACUGUUUGUUAUCGGGGGAAUGAUGAGUGAUUCCCAGGCUUUUCCUUGGAUGCAAUGUUUCGACACGGCUGCACAGACAUGGAGUAUUAUCAAGACGCUGGAGCUGAAAACAAAAGGUAGCAAAAGUGUCCUGCUAAACGAUGCCCUCUACAUCAUCGGAGGACCAACCCGUGACGUCCAUGUUUACGAUCCAGAGAACGAUGUUGCUUUUGAUGUUGCCCCUACGCUGGACAUUCAUGUAUGUGCUGGAGUAACGGUCAAUAAUGGCAAGAUCUACGUUGCCGGUGGGGACAACCUGAAGGAUCGUCGCAACUGGGAUAGCAUCGAGUGCUACGAUCCUGCAUCGAAUACCUGGUCCAUUGUCGGCAAGAUGGCUGUUCCGCUCUACUGGCACGGCAUGGUGUCAAUUGUGAGACCGGAUAUCCCUCGUCUGGAGCCCUGGGACGCUGCCAAUCUCCAUCAAGUCGGUCCGUCGAUGAUGUUUAGAGGUUUCGAAGAAGUUGGUCCGUCGAUGAUGUUUAGAGGUUUCGAAGAAGGGCCUACAGAUUAUGAUCCAAGGUGAUAUCGGGAUUAUGCCUUGUUGGUGGGGCAUUGAAAAGGUAGAGGUAACUAGACCUGGUCCUGAAGACAAAUCUUUUUAUUAUGAUCACAGUUGAUAUUAGGA
Molecule: messenger RNA, 2236 nt
Organism: Lytechinus variegatus (green sea urchin)
Lineage: Eukaryota; Metazoa; Echinodermata; Echinoidea; Temnopleuroida; Toxopneustidae
Product: kelch-like protein 24
Exons: 7
Coding region: 251-2134 (627 amino acids)
Molecular function (GO): protein binding
Source: RefSeq, a predicted model, not a curated record